AUCUACAAUAUUUAGACCAUUUCACAGUUUUUAAACGUAAACAUACUUAAUGGAUCCCCAGUUUAUUUCCUGUUGCAGUGUAUGUGAAUGACAUCAGCUGACAGGAUGUAAACAUGGACCACAGCUGUUUCCUACCAACACAAUUCCAUUGCCACUCCGUUGAAAUGCGCUAAAACGGAGUGUUUCAGAGAGAGGGUUAAUACAGGUAUAUUCAGACGGACAGUACGAGAAAAAUAAUGUGUUUUUUGAACUUUAAAGCAUGUAAACAUGUUCUAGUAGAAACCCAAAAUACAAACAUGAACUUGAAAAUGAGCACGAUAUGUCCCCUUUAAAUAAGGUGACUGGCACGAAUUCUUCCAAGCAGGUAGACUACUUAACCUUAGAUGUCGUACUUUUCUUCGUUUUUCAUAAUUGGACCUUGAAUGCAGCAGCAGCACUGACUCCUGUGGAUCAGUAGUGUCUCAUGUUGUGUCUCAUCUCUCUCGGCCAGUAGAACUGUGUCCCCGCUGCGGUGCCUCUGCUGAGGAGACACUGAAAUUUGGUCAAACAGAUGGAUAAAGGGUUGAAGGUGGAUGACUGCUGACACAUCCACGCAGUCAGCGAAGGCACAGCCGGGUGACGAGCCGCAGAGCGCGGCGCAGAGCGAUGCGCGCCAGGGUCCGGCUGUAAGGCUCCUGGUUCCUAGGGCUGAACACCUGGACCACGGUGGGAUACUACAGCAUGUCUCUGCUGAAACAGCGGGGGAGAGAACUCGAGCGUUUCGACGGACUUUCUCUCAUUUACUGGACACUAAUGGGUCCAUACGGAGUAGACAGAGCUGUUCAUUCCAUGGAGUUUACAGACUGCGAGAAUGGCCUGGGAAUUAAAGUGAUCGGUGGAGUGAAAGAGCAAACCGGAGAGGAGUUUGGAGUCUACGUCAAACGGAUUUUACCAGGUGGCCUUGCAUCAAGUGAUGGAAACCUGAUGCCGGGGGACCAGAUCUUGGAGGUGAACGGGGACAGCCUAGUAGGAGUCACAAGUGAAAGGGCUGUGGACAUCUUGAGAGGCGCCUCUGCAACCAAUCUCAUGCGUCUUCUCAUUGCCAGAGAUGAGGAAGCAAAGAGAGAGUUUGCUGAGUUGCUGGAGAAGUAUGGAUCUAAUGGUAGCACGGGAUCAACGCGCAACUCUCCCAUACAGCAAGGAGGCCGCUACCUAGAUAGCACGUCAUCUGGUUCCUCCUCUCGAUCCCAGAGUCCGUUGCUGUUGAGCCCGGCGGGCUCUCAGAACAUGUACAACAAUGGGCCCAUGCUGCGCUCCCUCAGUCAUCCAGGUGAAGGAGUGAUUCAGCUCAUCUCAGUGGCGCGAUCCAGCAGUUUGGGUAUCACCAUCGGAGGAGGCUCCAACAAGCCCGACGGCCCUGCUGUCUUCAUCCAGGAGGUGCUGUCUGGAGGAGACUGUCACCGGGACGGACGUCUGAGGCCUGGAGAUCAGCUCAUUGCAGUUAACAAGGAGUCCUUGAUAGGUGUGACCCACGAGGAGGCCAAAAGCAUGCUGAACAAAGUCAAAGUCAGCCAAGAGGGUGCUGUGGAGAUAGCCUUCAUCCCAGGGAAAGGACUUUUUCCAAGCAGCACAUCUCUCCACAACGGGGUCCAGCGAGCCGCAGGCAACAGCUACAACUCUGGACGCUUAAAAGUCCACAUCAGAUCACCUGAGAUCUGUACAGAGGAGCCCGCACCAGUGUCCUCACCUUCUCCUGACAUCUGCCCACCAGAUAUUCAUAUUUCAGGUUCAACCAGCCAGAGGUCACCAACGGGGGCCAAACCUAAGAUAACACUAGACCCCUACAUACGCCUCAAGUCAGACAAGUUAGACUUGGCUUUGUCCUUCCUCGGGUUGGAUGUCACAGAAGAGAAGAGGAAGAAGUUGAGACAGAAUCUGACCACAGACCCACAAGGCACCGUGGCCUACGGAGACUUCGUGGAGGCCACCCGGAACGUUUUUCAGGAGAGCCUGGAGGAGCUGGGUUUAGGGGCGGGUCCCUUCAUGUUUUCCUAUCACGAAGCAGCUAGUUUGAUGGACACGUCUGCCUUCCACUCCCCCACAUAUGAAUCAGAAUGCAGCUACAGCAGUGAGGAGAUGGAGCAGUUUCAGACAGAGGUGAAGCAGCUGCAAACCCAGAUGAAGCAGCUCAAGGUGAUGCUGAAGGACAUGGAGCAUAGCAAGAAAAGCCUGGAGGACGAGCUGCAGAAGACCUCAGAGAAAGCAGGUUUGACCGUGGAGGAGAACACCCGUCUGAAGAGUCGUCUGCAGGUGGCGGAGGCCGAGGCGGGCGGGCGGCAGGCCAGCAGCGCCGAGCAGGACUACGAGGAGGUCAUCCAGCUGCUGGAGGCUGAGAUCAGAGACCUGAAGAACCAGCUGACCAGCAAGAGGCAAGCACGAGGAGGGGAGUCCAGCAAGGAGGACGUGCUGGAGAUGAACAAGAGGCUGACCAAUAUCGACUGCCAGCUGAGGAAGUCGGAGCUGAGCAGGAAACACCUGGAGAUCUCCAACAAGAAACUGCUGGGCUUUGCACAGAACGUCCACAAAGUGCUGACAACACCCAGCCUGUUUGGAGGAGAAGGCGGGAGCAACAGGUCAUCUCCAGCCACCGACAGCCCCGACACACCGUCACCACUUCCUGAUUCCGCCUUCCAACUGGCUGUGGAGGCCAAAGAGCUGGUGGCGGGAGUCUGCAGCCCCACUGCUGAUGACAAAGCGUCAGUGAGCGCGUUGGAGGCAGCAUCAGUCCCAGAUGCUGUGGACUCUCAUCAUAUCUGAACAGCAAAGAGCCAGAGGACUUUGAGAGGAGGACCUGGGCAGGCUGAAACCCCUCCACCCCUAGAUGGACUACACCGUAGUCAACAGACCGGACGCCAUCCAAUACACCUUCUCAAAAUAAUGACAUCACUUCAAUAAAUUCAAAUCCUCAGUCGACAGUGACAGAUAGAACACAACACAGCCGGUGUUUUAAUGCCAAAGCUUUGCUCGCACACGUCUAAUUAGUGUCUUCUUUUGAAACAUUCGACAGUCUUUACGGAGGGUUCAGCAGUGGGGGGUGGCGUGUCACGCUCAGCCGUGACCCAGCCGGACUCUCAUCAUUCGCCGAUAAUACGUGUACAGAAGUCUCUAUGAGAAGUGCUCUGCCAAAUAAAAAGGUCCGCUGGAAUUCUCUUUUGUGUUACUCUGACAGCAGGUGGUGUUGGAGGAACUGCAUGACCAAGUCCACAACACACACAUGCUGCUGUGAACCUUGUUAAUACUCCUCCCUGACCUCUUUUCUAACCCCCCUAACCACCACCCCUCCUACAUACACACACACACACACAGACUCACUCCAUGGAUUGCAUGUAUAAGAGGACUUGUUAGCUUGGAAAGGACAAUCCAGCGCUGGUCUGUCUCAGUCUUCCUCUGUGUCAUAAUAACUCGCUGCCAUCUGCCUCCGUCUGCCACAGGGGUUAUGAACUGUUGAGCAAAAGAGUAGGAAAAAAAAAACCCAACAGUGUCCCUUUUGUCCAUCUCGAUAACUCUCCUCGUGCCCUUAUUCAUUAACGGAAGGCAAAGAAUGAAGUAUUCAGAGGUACUGGACUCGUGUGGCUUCAUACUGCAUGGUUCAUGUUGACGUGUCUCCUGCAUCCAGGAGUGGCUUUAAUGUUGCUGUAUAGCUCCUGCUGUGUAAACCUGUGUUUGGUAGUCACGGAGUCUAGGCAGACAUCAGUCAUAGGCUACAUGUGGAACAUUCAUUUGAUUUAUACGGACAGCUUUUCAAAAUACUGACAUGUCCUGUACUUUAACAAGAUUUCAUCUUUGGUGUGGCCUCAUAUCUUUCUGUUACUGUUUUAUAUUAAAGGACUAACUGCUGACUGGA
Molecule: messenger RNA, 3883 nt
Organism: Sebastes umbrosus (honeycomb rockfish)
Lineage: Eukaryota; Metazoa; Chordata; Actinopteri; Perciformes; Sebastidae
Product: syntaxin-binding protein 4
Exons: 22
Coding region: 721-2796 (691 amino acids)
Molecular function (GO): protein binding
Source: RefSeq, a predicted model, not a curated record